Microcebus murinus (gray mouse lemur) is the source of this 894-nucleotide messenger RNA. It is a transcript of the gene ANKRD49, whose product is annotated as ankyrin repeat domain 49. The record is from RefSeq and is a predicted model, not a curated record. Gene Ontology annotation, cellular component: cytoplasm. Gene Ontology annotation, molecular function: protein binding. Lineage: Eukaryota; Metazoa; Chordata; Mammalia; Primates; Cheirogaleidae.
CCCCGCCCCCGCACAGGAGCCAAUCCUAAGCAGCCGAGGGGACGAACCCGGAAGCGAGAUCCGCGGCGGCGAUUUUCCCUGGUAUAAGAUUUCAGAUCUUGAUGAAUAAAAUAAAAUAGACAUAAUUCAUCCCUAGAAAGAUUAUUCAUACCCUGGAAUUUGAAAUGCUUUUUAUUUAGAAUAAUAGUAAGAAUGGAAAAAGAAAAAGUAAAUGAUGAUGAAAAACAAGACUCAGAGAAUUCCUUGGACUUUUCUGAACACUUUAACCAACUUGAAUUGUUGGAGACACAUGGACACCUUAUUCCCACUGGUACUCAAAGUCUCUGGGUAGGAAAUUCUGAUGAAGAUGAGGAACAAGAUGAAAAAAACGAAGAAUGGUAUCAAUUGCAAGAAAAAAAAAUGGAAAAAGAUCCAGGCAAAUUGCUUCUUUGGGCUGCUGAAAAAAAUCGGCUUACUACAGUGCAGAGAUUACUUUCUGAAAAGGCCACCGAUGUGAACAUUAGGGAUGAAGAUGAGUAUAUCUUUCAUCGAGCAGCCUACAGUGGACACUUAGAUAUUGUCCGUGAGCUGAUUGCACAAGGAGAUGUUCACGCAGUGACUGUGGAUGGCUGGACGCUGCACAGUGCUUGUAAGUGGAAUAACACCAGAGUUGCUUCUUUCUUACUUCAGCAUGACGCAGACAUCAUGCCCAAACAAAAGGCUCUUGACCCCUUGCAUCUUGCUGCUGGGAACAGAGACAGCAAAGAUACCCUAGUCCUCCUGAUGAACCGUUACAUCAAACCAGGUCUGAAAAACAACCUGGAAGAAACUGCAUUUGAUAUCGCCAGGAGCAAGUAUCUAUCACUACUCUUUGAAAUUGUGGAAGGCUGUACAAAUUCUUCACCUCAGUCUUAA